Orbilia oligospora ATCC 24927 is the source of this 1116-nucleotide messenger RNA. RefSeq lists its product as uncharacterized. The record is from RefSeq and is a predicted model, not a curated record. Lineage: Eukaryota; Fungi; Ascomycota; Orbiliomycetes; Orbiliales; Orbiliaceae. Bases 1 to 1116 code for a protein of 371 amino acids. The transcript has 2 exons.
AUGCCAUGGUGCUCUACUUGGGAGAAAAUGGCUGCUGGCGCCCUCGCCUGCCAUCUUCUCAAUGAAAUCCGAGCUCCAGCGCCGGGUCUCGAUCCAUUUCAAGGCCUAGACAUCCCUCUAAUCCGCAACAUCCCCCAACCAAACUGUCCCCUCCUCGCCCUGCCCCCCGAAAUCCUCUACGUAGUAACCGACAACCUCCACUCCCUCACCGACAUCCUCUCCCUCUCCUUAACCUGCAAUCCACUCCUCUCCGUCUGUCUCCAAAAGCUUCGAGUAUCUCUACACGACCGCAUGAAAGGAGCAUGGAUAAACACCCCCCUCAUCUGCCUAGGUUCCCUCACAGAUGUCAACGCCGACUUACCACCACACAUCCAAGAAAUCGACACCGCCCUAGAAAUGUCCACCCAACUCAAAGACACCGUCUACUUCCGAACCUACCGUUCCGGCGAUCGUAGACAUACCUACGAUCGUUUCGAAACAACCCAUAUCCUUCUUAAAAACUACGAUAAAUUCGAUUUAUCAGACGACAGCAUCAUAAAUAAUAGAAUGAUGAUACCUCUAGCAUUCCAACGGAAUCAACGAAAUAAAUUCCCUAUAUCACCGUUGGAUUUUUUAAUUUCUUUGACAUCUGAACUUCCGGGGUGGACUAGACGGUUGGUUAAUCGUGCGAUUGAUCUUGAUAAGGGGGUGUUAAGACUUUACUCCCAAACUGCAAAUUACGUUGUUCGUAAUCUAUCAAGGAAAGAAUAUAUCCCGUUCACCAUCGGUAAAACCCUAAAAUCAGAGAUCGAAUCGGUAUUUUAUAGAUCUCAGAUUAUACCGAUAGAUCAAGCUGUCACCAUCGUUUUUAUAUUCUUGAUCACUUGGUCACCUAGUUUACAAGGACUGGAGGAUGAAACGGUUAGAAAGAAUGUGGCGGAGAUACAUGGAUUGUGGGCGGGAGACUGUUUUGAUGUUUGUGAAGCAGAGGAGUUGAAGGAUGGAUGGAAGAGUGUGGAGGAGGAGACGUUGUUGUCGUUUAGGUUGUAUUUGCCGAAGAUGUAUAAGAAUAUGUAUGGGUUGGAUGCUUGGGGGGAACCUCGACCGGGUCGGUUGGCGGUGCCGUCGCUUUUCUAG